AUGAAAUUAGAACCGAAUGAUCGCGUAUAUAUUAAUUGGAAAAUGUUAGAAGAAUGUUAUGAAUUUAUCAAAGGAUCAUAUAAUGAAACAAAUAAAGAUAUAGACAAUAGGUUUCGAACUUUUACAUCAACCCCAACAACAUCUUUAAUGAAUAAAAUAUCUAAUAAAGAUGAGAUAAUGAAAUCUAUGUUUGCAUCGUUCAAACUUACGCUAUAUAACAACCCAAGACAAGUCGGCAUUGAUAUGAUGCCAAGAAUAAAAUCUGAUUAUUCAUCAGUCAUCACGAAUAAUACCACACCAUCAUCAUAUUUGUGGGUGGUUCCGUUUAUUAAAUCUGACAAUAUCAAAGAUAUAGAAUUGUAUUUUAUCAGAGUUUCUUCUUUAAGUAUUGUUAAUGGGAAGCAAGGCGAAUUUUCGGGAGUCAUAGGGCCUUUUGGGAUCAAUUCCGAAGCUGCAAAGUUUCCGAAAACUUUGUUUGCUCCAAUCCCUACUAAAACUGAAAACAUUGAUGGUGGUGAACCAACACACCCUGAUGAAACGGAAAUUUUUAAUAAAUCUACGCCAUCAAAGAUACACAUGGCACAAUUAUUGGAAGAUGAGAUAGGAUCAAUGGGAGAGAUG
This is a messenger RNA of Scutellospora calospora, 621 nucleotides long. The record is from the annotation of a GenBank genome assembly. Lineage: Eukaryota; Fungi; Glomeromycota; Glomeromycetes; Diversisporales; Gigasporaceae.